Molecule: messenger RNA, 2666 nt
Organism: Benincasa hispida (wax gourd)
Lineage: Eukaryota; Viridiplantae; Streptophyta; Magnoliopsida; Cucurbitales; Cucurbitaceae
Source: RefSeq, a predicted model, not a curated record
GCAACUUUUUUGGAGCUAUCCAUUGUAUUAAGACAUGAGUGAAUAAUUUCCCGCAGAAGGAACUUAAUUCGGUUCGGGAAAGUAGACUUCCAAAUUUACUUGUAAAGAAGAUGAUGACGACGACGACGAUGAUGAUGGGGGCUCAAUGAGAGAUGUGAUAUCAAAGAUUUUAGUGUGUAAAUGCCAGUGUUGCCAAACUUCUACAGCCAUUGGUUGGUUUGGUUAUAUGCUCGGAUGUCCCAUUGUUUCUCAAUAAGUCCUCUUAAAACUCUGUUUUAACUUAGAAUGCUUAUAACUUACAAAAUAACCCAAUACAAUGUGAAAGCUCUGAAAUACAUCACAAAACUAAAAAUAGCUUAGGCCUAAGUAUCACUCACUAUGUUCGUCAUCAGAUUGCUGAGAGACGUCCAUUACCUUGGCAUUAAAGUUGAUCGAGUGUUGGAGAGUUAGUGAACUGGGGCUCACUGGAAAAUUAUACUAGGUUCACCUUCAAGUGGGAGAAGAUUGUGUUAAUUGGAUGGAAUAACCAAAUGGGACCUUUACAUCCAAGUCUGCCUCCCUAUCUGCUACGGGAAGAACCCCAGAAGAAUGAUGAGUUUUCAUUGGGUUAAGUCUAUCUAGAAUUGGAAAUAUCCCUAAAAAGCUGAAAUUCUUUGUGGUCUCUUAUUGCCAAGCUAGAAAAAUUCCUCUCUGAGGUUGAUUGAAUCUCUCCUUAUCUAAUUGUCGGUCUGCUUCACAUGGAUCCACUACCUCGUUUGAGUGCUGCUUUUUUCUCAUCUUCAUCCGGGUUCCUAAAUUUCUCUUUGGAAUUUCUUUCAUUAUCUUGAACUUGAUAGUGAAGGUUUCAGAAUGGGCUUUUUCUUCUUUUCUUUUUCGGUAUGCCGCUCCGCGAUCAAGGAGCGAAAGAACCAAGUGCGCUGUGGUGAUGUCAGAAUUUGCACCUAUUUGUAUCUAUUUAGUGAUCAGUCCGCUAGUUUCUUUGAUCCCACUCGGUGUUCCUUUUCCAUUUGCUUCCAAUAGUUCAACCUAUCCAGAAAAAUUGUCGGCCUAUGAAUGUGGUUUCGAUCCUUCUGAUGAUGCCAGAAGUCGUUUCGAACAAUUUUAUCUUGUUUCCAUUUUAUUUAUUAUCCUUGAUCCGGAGGUAACCUUUUCCUUUCCUUGGGCAGUACCUCUCAACAAGAUUGAUCUGUUUGGAUCUUGGUCCAUGAUGGCCUUUUUAUUGAUUUUGACAAUUGGAUUUCUCUAUGAAUGGAAAAGGGGUGCUUCGGAUCGGGAGUAAUCACUAGUGAGAGAGCAAAAAGAGGGGGGAGAGAGUACAGAAAGAAAACCGUUUUCAAGAGACAAACUGCACCAGUGAAUCGCUUUCCUCCUUUCUUCUUUUCUUCAUUCCAUGCAUUCCUCUUUCUUUGAAAGAAGUCAAAAAAAGAAUCUAGCUUUUGCUUGGACUCCUUAAUGAAUAUAAUUAAAAUUGCAUGUGUUAAGCGUUUGAAUAGCUGUCUUGGUAUUCUUUUUUUGAGAAGUAGAAAUGGUUAGCCAAAGACUUCCAUCAAUGAACAUGAGAAAGAAGCAUCUCUUUUCUAAGAUUAAUAUGAGGCCGACAGAGAAGUCUGACUUCUAUUACCUCAUUUAUAUAAUAGUGCUCAUUGUCCUCCCUCGCAUGGCUCUGAUUCACUUUUUCUUCAAAAUUUUUUAGGAAAGGAAUUUAGAAAGCUUCAGGUCCAGAUGGUAAACUCUUUUAUCAGAGGAGAGAGUCGGCAAAAACCUAUGAAAAGAUGCUAGAAUUAGCAUGUUGAGCUGUCUCAACUGGAUCAGUUCUUGGCUGUUGAGUUUAGGCAGCUAGUGCUAUGGAACUCAUGUGCAAUCGGGAUUCCCUGGGGUUGUCUCGGUCCUGCUUUUAGGAGCAAGCUUACCUUACUUAUGGUGUUUGAGUAAGGUUUGGAACCCCGAGUAGCUAUGCUUGUCUCCUAUGAGACUAGAUAUCUUGAGUAGGUGUGGGCUCUUCCUUAAAUCAUUUAUUUAUUCAAGGCCCUUUUUUUCCCCACAGGGUCAGGCCUUUAUUUUCAGAGAAUUGGGCUCUAGUUUUGUUUAGCUAAUAGAAUAGACAGUUGGUCAAUGGAAACUUUGAUGGGUAUGAGAUUCAAGAGCAAGGCAAAGACCCUUUGAUUGUGCCGUUAGAGCCAUUCUCUGGUUAAUUUGGAAGGAGAGAAACCUUUUUAGUAUAAGAUGACAGUAGAGGUUUCUUUUCUUUAUAGUGUACAGUUCUUGGCUUCUUGGAGUUCAGAUCAUAAAGAUUCUUUCGUAAUUGAAGUCUUUUCAUGAUUACCACAAAUAGAAAAGCCUUUAUAUGAUAGUUUGUGGGAGGGGUUUCCUCUACCCCUGCCCUCAGGCAGUCCUCUUCUGCGUUUUAAUAAUAUAUCACACUAUGUUUCUUAAAAUAAUUAUCAAAUAGGGGCCUAAAUGAUUGUAAGGAAAAUUAUUUUAAUCUCUGUGACCUUUCAGGAUGAGUGAGGUCAAGAUUAGAUGCCUUUCAAGUGAAACUGAAUAAUUAAUUCUAGUAUCAAGAUUAGAGGUCAAGAUUAAACUGAAUAUUUUAAUCUCUGUAUAAUUCAAUUUAUGUGUGGGCGGAGAGAUGAAUUCUGUUGUAUUUUUGUUAUCCCUCAUCUUAU